Molecule: messenger RNA, 1929 nt
Organism: Fusarium oxysporum Fo47
Lineage: Eukaryota; Fungi; Ascomycota; Sordariomycetes; Hypocreales; Nectriaceae
Product: serine/threonine protein kinase CBK1
Exons: 4
Coding region: 1-1929 (642 amino acids)
Biological process (GO): intracellular signal transduction; peptidyl-serine phosphorylation
Molecular function (GO): protein serine/threonine kinase activity; ATP binding
Source: RefSeq, a predicted model, not a curated record
AUGGAUCCCAACAACAACAACAAUCGCCUCUAUCUCAACUUUGGCAACGGCAACGACCGUUUGACCGCCUCGGACAGGGCAGCAUAUCCCACUACGCCUUCGACCUUCCCGCAGCCCGUUUUCCCUUCAGCUUCAGGUCAACAGCCUGGUGGAUUGCAACCCCAAGGUCAACAGCAGCAGCAGCAGCAAUAUGCUGGUGGUUAUGCGCCCCAGGGUUACUUUAAUCAGAACCAAUAUGCCCAGUAUGGCGGCCAGCAACAGCAGCAGUCCAAUGACUAUGCUCAGGGUGCUGGGUAUCAACCACGAUCCAAUACCCCGGGCACCAACGACCCCAACACAGGUCUCGCUCACCAGUUCUCUCACCAGAACCUCGGAGGUGCUGCUCGAGGGCAAGGUUAUGCUCGAGGUCCCUCUCCGGGUCAGCGUCCAAGGACCGCUGGUAGUACAGGACAGCAGCCUGGCUACAACAGCUACAUGAACGCCCCUCCUAUGCCUACACAGGCCUCUGCCCCCGCAGAAGAAUUCCAACGUGCACCCGAGCGAAACCCUGAUCGAUAUGGUACAAAUGCCAAUAGCAACCAAAAGAAGUGUUCUCAGCUCGCCGCCGACUUUUUUAAGGAUAGUGUCAAGCGUGCCCGCGAGCGCAACCAAAGACAAAGUGAAUUGGAGCAGAAGCUUCAGGACCCCUCACAGGGCGCCGCUAGACGUGAGCAGCUCUGGUCCACUGCUGGCAGAAAAGAAGGCCAGUAUCUGCGUUUCCUUCGUACCAAGGACAAGCCCGAAAACUAUAAUACUGUAAAGAUUAUCGGAAAGGGUGCCUUUGGAGAGGUCAAGCUUGUGCAGAAGAAGGGUGAUGGCAAGGUCUAUGCUAUGAAGUCUCUGAUAAAGACAGAAAUGUUCAAGAAGGACCAGCUUGCACACGUUCGAUCAGAGCGAGACAUUCUCGCAGAGUCCGACAGUCCAUGGGUCGUCAAGCUCUACACCACCUUCCAGGACUCAUACUUCCUUUACAUGCUAAUGGAGUUCUUGCCCGGUGGAGAUCUAAUGACAAUGCUUAUCAAGUAUGAAAUUUUCUCGGAGGAUAUCACUCGCUUUUAUAUUGCGGAGAUUGUUCUCGCUAUUGAGGCUGUCCACAAGUUGGGCUUCAUCCACCGUGAUAUCAAGCCUGACAACAUUCUCCUCGAUCGCGGAGGACAUGUCAAACUCACAGAUUUUGGCCUGUCAACAGGCUUCCACAGGCUUCAUGAUAAUAACUAUUAUCAGCAGCUGUUGCAAGGCCGAUCAAACAGGCCUCGCGACCGUAACUCGGUUGCGCUUGACCAAAUCAACCUGACAGUCAGCAAUCGAUCCCAGAUCAACGACUGGAGACGAUCUCGAAGACUUAUGGCGUACUCGACCGUCGGAACUCCUGACUACAUUGCUCCUGAGAUUUUCACUGGCCACGGCUACACCUUCGACUGUGAUUGGUGGUCACUCGGCACGAUCAUGUUCGAGUGUCUGGUCGGCUGGCCUCCUUUCUGCGCUGAAGACAGCCAUGACACCUAUCGCAAGAUUGUCAACUGGAGACAAACUCUGUACUUUCCAGAUGAUAUCACACUGGGUACCGAUGCGGAGCAUCUUAUCCGAAGCAUGGUCUGUAACACAGAGAACCGUCUCGGCCGUGGCGGUGCCCACGAAAUCAAGGGUCAUGCUUUCUUCCGCGGUGUUGAGUUUGAUAGCCUGCGCCGUAUCCGCGCACCCUUCGAGCCUCGCUUGACCUCCAACAUCGACACGACUUAUUUCCCUACUGAUGAAAUUGAUCAGACCGAUAACGCCACUGUCCUCAAGGCACAGGCUAUCCAGCAAGGCCACAAGGUUGAGGAGUCUCCAGAGAUGAGCUUGCCAUUCAUCGGCUACACAUUCAAGCGAUUUGAUAACAACUUCCGAUAA